This is a messenger RNA of Cylicostephanus goldi, 660 nucleotides long. The record is from the annotation of a GenBank genome assembly. Lineage: Eukaryota; Metazoa; Nematoda; Chromadorea; Rhabditida; Strongylidae.
GAGAUGUUUACAAGCGGUGCAAUCUCAAUAAACCGAAAAGUCUCUGCUUCUGUUCUCUCCUUAGGCCUUGGAGGAGGAUAUUUGAACUCUUAUCUCCAUCAUAAUUAUCGUAACUUGAAUAUAACGGUCGUCGAAUAUGACCCACAGAUGCUGAACAUAUCACAGAAGUGGUGUGGUUUGAGGUUGGAUGAGAUGCACAGGGUGGUUGUUGAAGAUGGUACAGAAUUUGUGAAAAAUUGCGCUGAUAGAGGUGAAAAAUACGAUGUAAUUUUCUUGGAUGCAUGCCACUUAGACCAUUCGUCUAUGUUCAUUUGUCCGGCUCAAAAGUUUGUCGCUGCUUAUAUAGCAAUUGACUUCGCCAGUAUACUGAAAUCAAACGCCUUUAUACUUCUUGUCAUUGAAGGAGUGCUCAUCAUAAACGUUCUGGGAAGCCGACAACAAACUUUUAGUGAAGCCCCCAAAGAGCUGCUACGCAUAUACAACGAAGCAUUCAAGCACUGCAUUUUCAAGAAAUCACAUAGCCCUUCCAAUCUGGUGAUGACAUGCGCACAAUAUCCUAUAGAGAAAAACUUACGGGAAAUGUACGAAGGAUUUGCUAACUAUUCUUAUUAUGGAGGACACGUCAGCGAGGAAUGGUUCCUGCCAGGGUACUCGUACUAA